Messenger RNA from Octopus sinensis (East Asian common octopus), 2732 nucleotides. Its product is annotated as ankyrin repeat and BTB/POZ domain-containing protein 1-like. Gene Ontology annotation, cellular component: cytoplasm; ubiquitin ligase complex. Gene Ontology annotation, molecular function: protein binding. Bases 1161 to 2588 code for a protein of 475 amino acids. The record is from RefSeq and is a predicted model, not a curated record. NCBI's taxonomy places the organism in Eukaryota, Metazoa, Mollusca, Cephalopoda, Octopoda, Octopodidae. The transcript is spliced from 12 exons.
UUUUGUUGACACCGAACUGCGCAGAUAUAGGAGAGGGAGAUAACUCUCGUUGACUGUGAGAUCCUUAAUGCAAAUCGAGACCAGAGUAAACAUUGGAGACUUUCCUACAUAAACGGUUUGAUACUUCGAGCACUGAAUAUUUUUGCUUCAAAAUACCGGUUUUUCUUAGCAGUUGCAUCUCUCUUGCUAACUGGAUUAAUUCUGCCUCCUUCUAUAUUUUCUUCCUCUAUAUUGUUUUUGCAAUAGAACGCAAACAAGAAGCCAGAAUUGAUCUGCACAUUGCGUUAUUUUUAUGUGUUUACAUAUACAUAUAUAUAUUCGCACAUGUAAUUGCUAAAUUUUAUUCCAAUUAAGUACGGAAUUAACUUCAGGUUUAAUCGAAUAACCGACUGUAAACAACUAUAAUAUACGUUUAUUCCUUACUGUAUCGAAAUUUAAAUAACUUGUUUGGUAAUUCAAAAGAACUAAUUGUAUGUUCCAUCUGUUAACUACCUUCACAAAUCAUUAUUAAUACGACACACUUAUAUCCAUAUUGUCAAUUUAUUCUUUACUUUUGAUAUACUUCAUCUCAAAGGAAAUAUUUUUUCACCUCUGUAUUUCAAAAAAUCAGUCCAUCUGUUACGGUUUAGUUAACUGUUGUCAGUCACACCCAAAAAGCCUACAAAUGCAUUCCAAACUUGCUCGUUGCGGAAAUGGGUUUGUUAUUGGUUUUGUUUCUCGUAUUUUACGCACAAGAAAUGAUUUUAGUAGAUCUAAUUGUAGCACAUUAAUAUAUUGCAAAGAAACAACACAUUUACGUUCAUUAAAACGUUUAUGCUCACUUAAACAUUACGUUCAGUAAACGUUAUUACUACUUUAAAAAUACACCUUUUAAAGAAAAUACAUCCUAAUUUAUUGAUUAGCUAUUUUAGUUUGUCUGUAUUUGCUUCACGUGAUAUAGUUUACUGUUUCUGGUGAUAUAUAUUUUGGGUAAAUUUUUAUAAGUACAUUUACCGUUAUUUAGUUAACAUUUUGGUAGCGUCGAAAUUAUUUAUUAAAUGGUUCAAGUGUAUGACUACAAUUGAUAGUCAUUGAACAAAAGUUGAGGAGUUAUCAUUUUUCGUACUGUUAUUUAUCAAAAUUUACAGUUUUAUCUGUAGUCACAAUUUAGUCUAUUAAGCAUGGAUGUUGAGCAACUAUUUUUAAGCUGCCGAAUUGGCGAUUUGAAAACUGUCGAAUAUCUUGUGGAUGAAAAAGAUGUGGAGAUUAAUAUCCAUGAUAAAUGGGAUAGCACACCUCUAUAUUAUGCCUGCCUGUGUGGUCAUAUUGAUGUUGUAUAUUUUCUUUUGACUCGAGGUGCUAAAUGUGAGAGAAAUACCUUCGAUGGGGAGAGAUGCCUUUAUGGUGCCUUAAACAAUGAGAUUCGGAAUCUACUGAAGUCUUUCAAAGUUAUUACAGCUAAAAUUCUGCAGAGAAAUAUAUUUGAUGAAUACUUGCAAAGGUUACAAGAAGACAUUACAUUUUCUGACAUCAUAUUUUAUGUGCAUGGGGUCCGUUUUUCAGCGCACAAGGCUGUUCUGUCAAGUCGUUGCUCUUAUUUUGCUGAGCUUUUCAAUACAAAAUGGAAGAACAAAUCUGAAGUGAAUCUGAAUCACCAACUUAUUUACCCGCAAGCAUUCAAAGCUCUUUUAGAACAUUUAUACACAGAUACCUCAGAAAUUGGUGUGGACUACGUCGAUGACUAUGUUCGUCUAGCAAGACACUGUAAACUCGAUGCUUUAGAAGAUGCCGUAAGCCGAAAUCUCAGAAAGCUGUAUAGCUAUGUUUCUUCAAAGCCUUGUAUCAAAAUAACAACCAUAACCGUGGAGUGUGAAUCGGUUACACAGAACUUACAAACUGACUUUCUCAAACUGGCCAACGCAACUCAGCCUCAUGAACUUGGUUCUUGGCCAAUUAGGGAACUACCAUUUGAUCCUGAAUAUCCCAGCAUGUUUGCAGAUAUAGGAUUUAUAGUGGAAGGUUAUCGCUUUUUAGGUCAUAAGUGCAUCCUUUCUACACGAACUGACUACUUCAAAGUUCUCCUGACAGACCAUUUCAAUGAAAGUGAGAACUCUGAAGGGAUUCCUUUUCUCAGUUUACAUGAAGUCAGUGCUUUAGUCUUCCGACAAAUUAUGUAUUUCAUCUAUACAGACAGCUGUGAGAUAUCUGAAUCCAAUGUCUCUGAUGUCCUCUACACUGCUGAUAUCUAUCUACUUCCUGGUUUAAAAAGACAGUGUGCAAAUUUCAUGUCCAAGAACUUAGAAGUUCAGCAGGUUGUAUCAGUCUUAAGAAUAGCACGACUAUUUAAUCUGUAUCGUUUACAAAAUCAGUGUGCUGAAUAUAUGGCUACCAACCUUGUGAAGGUCAUACAACUGCCAGACUUUGCUGAAUUGGUCCAGGAAGAUGCACAUAGUGUUAAGGAACGGCAAGAGACUGACAGUAUUGAGAUAAUUGACAAUGUUCGAUACUACUUGACCAACUUCGUCCAAACUUUCAGUGACCUUCAGGAGACCAAGGAGAAGUUGGUGCUUAUUGACCAACUUCUCGAGGAACUGGACCUCAACGGAUGAAGAUUUCUCUUCAAGGAACAGUAUUCUGCAUACCUACAUGUGCACAGACAUUCAUAAAUGUACACGUCCAUACAAAUACACACCUAUAUACUUACACAUAGGUACAUAUGCAUAUGCAAUUAUAUACAUAUAUAUAUAUAUAUA